Messenger RNA from Clunio marinus, 1034 nucleotides. The record is from the annotation of a GenBank genome assembly. NCBI's taxonomy places the organism in Eukaryota, Metazoa, Arthropoda, Insecta, Diptera, Chironomidae.
AGGCAACACUGAAUUAAUUUACAAAAGUGAUAAUUUUGAUUAAAUAAAUUAAAGCGUUGACAAUACGACGAAAUGUUUUUGAUUAAAAUUGCCAGAUGCUCUCAGUCUUUCAGCUUAUUUCAACCGAACCACAUCGGAAAAAGCUUCAAUAGUAAUUUUGUGAGAAAUUUUGCAGAUAAAAUGGGUUUACCGAGAGUUUUCUUUGAUAUGGCUGCCGAUGGCAACGCAGUUGGACGCAUCGUAAUAGAGCUCCGCACUGACGUUGUACCAAAAACCUGCGAGAACUUCCGUGCAUUGUGCACCGGUGAAAAGGGUUACGGCUACAAAGGCUCUACAUUCCAUCGCGUCAUCCCCAACUUCAUGUGUCAAGGAGGUGAUUUUACGAACCACAAUGGCACUGGAGGAAAAUCCAUCUACGGUAAUAAAUUUGAAGAUGAAAACUUCACUUUGAAGCAUACUGGACCUGGAAUUAUGUCCAUGGCAAAUGCUGGACCCAACACAAAUGGAUCACAAUUCUUCAUCACCACUGUUAAGACGUCGUGGUUGGAUAAUCGUCAUGUUGUUUUCGGAUCGGUUGUGGAAGGCAUGGAUGUUGUUAAGAAGAUUGAGUCGUACGGAAGUCAAUCUGGAAAGCCGUCGAAAACCAUUACUGUCACCAGCAGCGGCCAACUUUAAAUCAUUCAUUAAUAAUUCCUCCCCUUUUUUUCUCAUGAUUAAUUUCUUGUACUCCUCACUCUCCAUUAACACAGUUUUAACCAUUGGAUUUGAAUAAUUGUAUCAUUCAACUUACAUUUAUAUAAAUGGUAAAGCAUUAAAAUUUGUUUUCAAACCCACAAAAUUCCUUCUACCUAGAUAAAUAAUUUCUUUUUCUUCAUAAUUUGACUAUUUUCCUUAAGUUUUUUGCGUUACAUUGGAAAGUGUUUCUUAAGAUUGAUUUUGGCACGGAUUUUUUAAAAUGGAUCAAUGGCAUUUAUAAAUCUUUACAAUAUUUAGUUGGCAAAAUAAAAACAAAUAGAUUCAACAAACUAACAAUA